Molecule: messenger RNA, 5206 nt
Organism: Grammomys surdaster
Lineage: Eukaryota; Metazoa; Chordata; Mammalia; Rodentia; Muridae
Gene: Ddhd1
Product: DDHD domain containing 1
Exons: 14
Coding region: 133-2889 (918 amino acids)
Cellular component (GO): cytoplasm
Molecular function (GO): glycerophospholipase activity; metal ion binding
Source: RefSeq, a predicted model, not a curated record
CGGCCGGGGGCCGGCGGGGAGGCGGAGUCGCCUCGGCCGCAGCUGCUGCCCUGCUCGGGAUUUGAAAGAUUAUAAAGUCCGGGCCGAGAGGGCGGCGGCGUCGGAUGCGCGUGUGGCGGAAGCGCCGGCGGCAUGAACUACCCGGGCCGCGGCGCCCCACGGAGCCCCGAGCGUAACGGACGCGGCGGCGGUGCCUGGGAGCUGGGCUCGGACGCGGCGGGCGUGUUCGGCGGCGGCGGCUGCUGCUUCGAGCACCAGCCGGGCGACGGCGUGCCGCUGUCGCUGCUGCGCGCGGAGUCGCUGCACCUGGCACCGGGCAGCGACGACCUGAGCCACCUGGCUCUGGACCCGUGCCUCAGCGACGAGACCUACGACUUCAGCUCGGCCGAGUCGGGUUCGUCGCUGCGCUACUACAGCGAGGGCGAGAGCGCGGGCGGCGGCAGCUCUUCUUCGCCUCCGCCGCCGCUGGUCGCCCCGAACUCGGGGGGCGGCGGGGCAGCGGGAGGGGGCCCCGGGGACAGGAAGCGCGCUCGGCCGGGCGGCACAGCCGCUCGGCACCGCUACGAGGUGGUGACGGAGCUGGGCCCGGAGGAGGUGCGCUGGUUCUACAAGGAAGACAAGAAGACCUGGAAGCCGUUCAUCGGCUACGACUCUCUGCGCAUCGAGCUCGCCUUCCGGACCCUGCUGCAGACUACGGGCGCUCAGGCCCGGGCGGCGAGCCGCGAUGGAGACCGGGUGUGCGGCCCAACCUCCAGCUUCGGGGAGGAAGACGACGAGGACCGCGCCUGCGGCUUCUGCCCGCGCGCGGCUGGGCCUGAGCCGGAGAUGGAGGAGCUGGUGACCAUCGAGCCGGUGUGCGUGCGCGGCGGCCUCUACGAGGUGGAUGUCACUCAAGGAGAAUGCUACCCGGUGUACUGGAACCAAGCUGAUAAAAUACCAGUAAUGCGUGGACAGUGGUUUAUUGAUGGGACUUGGCAACCUCUAGAAGAAGAAGAAAGUAAUUUAAUUGAGCAAGAACAUCUCAGUUGUUUUAGGGGUCAGCAGAUGCAAGAAAAUUUUGAUAUUGAAGUAUCAAAAUCCAUAGAUGGAAAAGACGUUGUCUACCACCUCCCUCCCUUCUCCCUCCCUUCUCUGUUCAAAUGGAGAGGAUUUAAGGAGAGCACAGACGCCACAGGUCUUAAGCGAAAGCGCUCCCAAGCUGUUCAUAGUUUCAAACUGAGUCGGAAUCAUGUGGAUUGGCACAGCAUGGAUGAAGUCUAUCUCUACAGUGAUGCAACAACAUCCAAAAUUGCGAGAACUGUUACCCAAAAACUGGGCUUUUCUAAAGCCUCCAGCAGUGGGACCAGACUUCACAGAGGUUAUGUAGAAGAAGCCACACUGGAAGACAAGCCGUCACAGACUUCUCAUAUUGUGUUUGUUGUACAUGGCAUUGGACAGAAGAUGGACCAAGGAAGAAUCAUCAAAAACACAGCCAUGAUGAGAGAGGCUGCAAGGAAGAUAGAAGAAAAACAUUUUUCCAACCAUGCAACACAUGUUGAGUUUCUGCCUGUUGAAUGGCGAUCAAAGCUUACUCUUGAUGGAGACACUGUUGAUUCCAUUACUCCCGACAAAGUGCGAGGCCUGAGGGACAUGCUGAACAGUAGCGCGAUGGACAUCAUGUACUAUACCAGCCCGCUUUAUAGGGAUGAGCUAGUUAAAGGCCUUCAGCAAGAGCUGAAUCGAUUAUAUUCCCUUUUCUGUUCCCGGAAUCCAGACUUUGAAGAAAAAGGGGGGAAAGUCUCAAUAGUGUCCCAUUCCUUGGGGUGUGUAAUCACUUAUGACAUCAUGAUGGGCUGGAAUCCGGUUCGACUUUAUGAGCAGCUGCUGCAGAAGGAGGAGGAGCUCCCUGACGAGCGAUGGAUGAGCUAUGAGGAGCGGCAUCUUCUUGACGAGCUCUAUAUAACAAAACGACGGCUGAGGGAAAUAGAAGAUCGGCUGCAUGGAUUGAAGGCGCCAUCCAUAUCACAAACACCUGCCUUAAAAUUUAAGGUUGAAAAUUUCUUCUGUAUGGGAUCUCCGCUAGCAGUUUUUUUGGCAUUACGCGGCAUCCGACCAGGAAAUACUGGAAGUCAAGACCACAUUUUACCUAGAGAGAUCUGUAACCGCUUACUAAAUAUUUUUCAUCCUACAGACCCAGUGGCAUACAGAUUAGAACCGUUGAUUCUGAAACACUACAGCAACAUUUCUCCAGUCCAGAUCCACUGGUACAACACUUCAAACCCUCUACCUUAUGAGCAUAUGAAGCCAAACUUUCUCAACCCAGCAAAAGAACCUACCUCAGUUUCCGAGAGUGAGAACAUUGCAGCUGUCCCGAGCCCCGUGACCUCCCCCGUCUUAUCUCGGCGCCACUAUGGAGAAUCUAUAACUAAUAUUGGCAAAGCAAGCAUAUUGGGGGCUGCUAGCAUUGGAAAGGGGCUUGGAGGAAUGUUGUUCUCGAGAUUUGGACGUUCUUCAACAUCACAGCCGUCUGAGCCAUCUAAAGACUCGAUGGAAGAUGAUAAGAAGCCCGUGGCUUCUCCCUCCACCACCACCGUGGCCACGCAGACCCUACCGCACAGCAGCUCCGGCUUCCUCGACUCUGCAUAUUUCAGACUUCAAGAAUCGUUCUUUUAUCUCCCACAACUUCUUUUUCCGGAAAAUGUAAUGCAGAGUAAAGAUGAUAGCCUCGUGGAACUGGAGCACAGGAUCGACUUUGAACUCCGAGAAGGCCUUGUGGAAAGCCGCUAUUGGUCGGCUGUCACGUCGCACACUGCCUAUUGGUCAUCUUUGGAUGUCGCUCUUUUUCUUUUAACAUUCAUGUACAAACAUGAGCAUGAUAAUGAGGCCAAGCCCAGCCUAGAUACGCUCUGAACUCUUGAAGGAUAUGAAUGCCCAAAACCUUUCUGUUAAAAAAUGUGUCAAGAUACAGAGAUUUCAAGGUUCCAGUUUUGUUAAGGGCAAGAAAUAUUUUAAUUUAAAAGCACUUUAUUUUAUUUUUAAAAGAGAAAAAAAAACACAUUCUCAGUUCUGAAGGAGUUAUUUAUGUUUCUGUCAUUUUGAUUAUGAGUCUAGCAGAGCCCCUGCAGAGAAUCACCAGAGUGGAAGUGUGGUGGGCUUAGGUAAACUGCAGGAAGGCAGCCAUCACAAUCCAGGGCUCCCGCGGAGCCUCUGUAGCCUAUUAACCAGAAGACGUUACAGCGCUAACAUGCCCAAAGUCCAGUACACUCUGCACAGACUACAAGGUGGCAUCAUGGUUUCUUGAUUCUGUGAAGGCUUCUGUGUCCACAGUUCCUUUGAAAGAAGAAUAUAACAAAUUUUAAAUGUUCUAAAUUUAACUUGUUUUGAAAAACUAAUGCUAAAAGGCAGUAUUUGAAUUACUAUACUAAUAAUUUAUGAUCUCUACUUAUUUCAGCAUAUGAAACAUUUUUAAUGUUUCUUUUAAGCCACAUUUACUUUGUAUCAUGUUGAGGCCCUUUUUUCUCAAAACUCCAUCUUUGUACAUGAGUAGGUGACCCUGUGGCAUUACUUUUAGGGCUUUUUGUGUUUUUUUGUUUUGUUUUGUUUUUGUUUUUUGUUUUCUUUUUUUUUCAUUAAAAACAUGGUUUUACACAGUACUAUUCAGUUAUUUUUUUUAAUUUUUUUUGUUAUGUCACAUAUACUUCAGAGAAAUUUAAAUGUUUUCAGCACAGGGACUCCACAUUUGUGUAUAUUACAUUAGCUGUAUUAGAAAAUUAAGAAACAGCUUUGUGCUAUAGAAUAUGAUGACUUGAAAUACAUAAACGUCUGUGUGCCAAACAGCUAACACAUGUGAAGGAACGAGAUGCCAGUAACAUUUACUAUGUAAAGUGCUAAAGAAAGAAAGCAUGGUGACUCGGGCACCGGAAAUGGACGCUGAGGCACUGGGGGGUUCUGGGCUGUAGAUGUUUCCACCAUGCUUUUCAUCUGUGAUGUGCAUCCAGCGAUCUAUGUAUACGCUUCCUGAGGUAAGUUGGACACAUUAACAUUACCAUGUCACAUGUUCAUACACUGAGGCACCAGUUUUUCAAGUGCCUUGCAUUAGAUUACACAGCAAAUGGACCGAGUGUGGCUUAAAGCCAGACCAUAUUCUUUCCUGUGCUAUUUAAUGAUGUCACUCAUGAGUGACCUUAAGAAGCCUGCAAAUGUUAGUAGGUUAGAAGAUGGCCAUGAAGCCCAGUGUUACCUAACAGAUACAGUCUAGAUUCUUACACUCAGAAGAGGAGUUAACAUCAAGGGAACAGUAGCCAAUCCUGCCGUAGCCAACAGUCAUAUCUGGUGGCUCUCCCUAGAUUCCACUCAAGGUGCUGUCUUUCUUGUGUGUGAGGAACUUUGUAGCUUCUCUCAGUCACUGUCAGCUAGGAGCAGAGCUGGUCAGCCCACGUGUCCCUUGCUCUUUCCUGUGUAGGGUGGUAGAGCCUGUGGCUUUUUGUGGGUGUUACCCCUUGUCCUCAGUGCUGCCGCCUCCUCAGCUGCCAUUGAAUUUGUGCAACAGACAGCACUUCUUGCUAGUGUUUAAGAAUUCCAAGGCUGUGUGACUCACAAAAAAAAAAAAAAAAAAAAAAAACCUUUGGUCUAAAGGUUGAAUCUUAGCAGGGCUAAAGCAUCAUCUUUGAGUUUAGAGGUUCCUGUCAACUCAGGUCAGCUUCAUAGCCUGUUUAUUAGCAGGUCUCAUGUAACUCUCAGGAAAAUGAAGCCCGUGUUGUAUGGCUGUCAUUGAAGGUAGUUGAGAACAUGUUGUUGAGUAUCAACUGAAAGGAAAAGUUUGCCCCUGUAAGCAAAGGAGUAUGUCCCCUUACUUUUCCUUACACCACAAAACAGUCAAAUUUCACUGAGUUUUUGUCAGCACUUGGGAAGAGCAGCAUUCAAACCACUCUGUCAAUGAGAAGCAGAUGUUCUGCACCUCUGGACAGCUGCUUUCAGUUCAUGAUCUCAUCAAUACCAGUGGCAGUUUUGGUCUUAGUGCUCUUGUCUCCCCGUUUCUGCAUGUAAUCAUGGGAUGUGCUUGUAUACACUAAAGUAAGUCAUAUACAGAGUAUGUGUAAUUUUGAUGAUUUAGAAGCUAAGUCAGUUACCACGUAACAGUUGGCAAUUUUGUUCCAGCAAAUACUAAAUCAACCCCCAAAAGUCCUGAUUUUGAUACUAUUAAAAUUCUGUUCUCUCCCUGUGUUCA